AUGUCCAAAAUUGUGAUUUCACUUAUUUGUAUUUGCAAUGGUUCAUUUAGUUUUACAUUAUUUAAAUAACAUCCUUUCCCCAUCUAAUUCAUUUCUGACAACAAAUUCAUAAACAUCAGUGCGUCUUUGUCACUUUUUAUAAUCAUCAAAAUACUGUAAAAUACUUUUUACAGUAAGUACAUACUGUAUUUGGUUUAAAGAAGAACUGUGAGAAUCAUUUAGAACCAGGAAACGGUGAUAACGAGCAGCAAGAUGAUAUGAGGGAGCAAAACCCGCCCCCCUUCCUGCUUUUGCCAUUUGAUGUUGAGGCUGUGUUGCUAGGGGCAACCAUCUGAGCAAGAGAAAAUGGAGAAAUCGGGAAAUGGAGACAGCAAAGGUAUGGCUGGCAGAAAGUGAGCCAAAUGAGAUCAGCAAAGAGGAGAGAGAGACCCAACGCAUCAGCAUUCUCACGCCUCACUCUGCCUCACUCGACCGAGCAGAGCUGAUCAAAUCAGACGAUGGAGCAAAACAGUCAAGCAGAGGACACGACAGCCUGCCAGCAUCAGCAGCAUGGAGGCAAGGCUGCCCAAUCAUCAGCUGACAUGCCCACGAUCUCAGCGGCCAAUGAGAUGUCAGCAGGCUCCUCCCCUGCACAACUACUCAGAUGCAGAGACGGCACAAGCCCCGCUCAGCUCUCCUACUAAUGAAUGGAGCAGCUCCCCGGCUGCAUCACUGCUCAUCUCUGCACCGACUGCCCCGGCUGCUCCGACUCAGGAAGACGGAGGGAAAACAAGGACGGCAGCAGCAGCUGAAGACUGACCAUGAAGAGACGACAGAGAAGCAAAGACUACCUUGAGGGCACAGCAGAGACCAUGGCAGCAGCGAUUACAAACGUCGACCCACAUCCAGAUCUGCUCCCACCUAAUUCCCCUUCACCGUCCUCGAUUUCACCCCCUCUCCCUCCGUUAGCCAUGCCGCCUUCUACAUCUGCCUCAGCUCUCCUCGCUCUGGCCUCUCCAGCCACCAGACGCUCCAUUUCCAUGGGAGACUUCCGGAGGGUGACAGGGGCGCUACUAGCCGGUUCCGAUCCCCCGUCCACCUCGGCCACGGUGCCCUCCUCCAGACUUGUCACCCCCAGCUCCAGCAUGGAGUUCGAGGCGGCUCGGCGGCGGCUCCUGGAGGUGGAGGAGCGUCAGCGUGUCAUCAGAGAGAUGGAGCGGCGGCUGGAGGAGCUCAGACAAGUGUUUGUACACUCGGAACAGCAGGUGGUGGUCCAUGGGGAGCUGGUGUCGAGGAUUUCUAACGCAGCCCAGCAGGGGGAGCUGUACGUGGCCGAGAACAGCCAACGCCUGAAGAAAGGCCUGAAGUUCAAGAAACACCGACCCACCAUCGUCUUCUCCUCCAUGCUCGGACUCCGCACGUGCCUCCCCUGGCCUGUGAAGCUAAAAUAGUACGACGAGAACUGAUUUCAACUCUUGGAGACACAUGGAGAGACUUCCAUUCUUUGGCCAUCACACAUGGGCACUGCUGCUGUCAAAUUUCCACUGUUCUGCUAUUAUAUCCUGAGGCUGGUCCUCCCUCUCUUUAGAGUGCCUACAAUAAUCACAAAUGCUAGUAAGGAGCUUCGUGUUC
Messenger RNA from Solea solea (common sole), 1611 nucleotides. RefSeq lists its product as uncharacterized. Gene Ontology annotation, biological process: regulation of cell population proliferation. Gene Ontology annotation, cellular component: nucleus. The transcript has a single exon. Gene Ontology annotation, molecular function: DNA binding. Lineage: Eukaryota; Metazoa; Chordata; Actinopteri; Pleuronectiformes; Soleidae. The record is from RefSeq and is a predicted model, not a curated record. Bases 801 to 1430 code for a protein of 209 amino acids.